AUGGUCAACAUAACCCACCGUAAGAAAACAAUAAUUUCUAACUCAGAUGAACAGCUAACUACGAGUAAGGUAAGCAACUCUACCUCGCUUACUAAGGACGACGUUAGAGCAAUAUUUAGAGAGGAAUUUAAUUUUAUGAGGUCUGCAUUAGUUGAAGAGCUUCAACAAACUCUGAAACAAAUGGUUAGGGCUGAACUACAAUCAAUGAAGAAUGAGAUAACUUCCUUAGAAAGCAGCGUCAUCUUUUUGAAUAACAAUUACGAAACUACCAAAACUGAAAUCACCACGUACCGAGAUUCACUAAAAGAUCUUCAAAAAGAGAAUAUUAAUUUGAUUAACACCGUUCAGGAUUUAACUACGAGGCUAAAUGUCAUGGAACAACAUAACAGGUCCAGCAACCUAGAAUUUCAAUGUGUACCAGAACACAAAAACGAGAAUUUGAUCUCGAUAAUAACUCAGAUAUCGAAAGUUAUAUCGUGCGACUUAAAACAGAACGACAUUCACCAUUGCACACGUGUCGCGAAAACAAACAAAGAUGAUAAUAGACCACGUUCCAUAGUGGUAAAACUGGCGUCACCUAGACUUCGAGAUACAUUUCUGGCCAACACUAUCAAAUUUAAUAAAGCUAACCCGAAUGACAAGAUCAACACUAGCCAUAUAGGAAUGGGAGGUAACAAAGCACCAAUCUAUGUCGCAGAACAUCUGUCCCCUACCAAUAAAAAACUGCAUGCGGCUGCUCGACUAGCUUCCAAAGAAAAAGGUUAUAAGUUCGUGUGGGUUAAACAGGGACGAGUAUUUAUGCGCAAGGCAGAAAACACUGAUUAUGUUUAUGUUAAAAAUUUAGACAUUCUUAACAAACUUCAAUAG
Molecule: messenger RNA, 867 nt
Organism: Maniola jurtina (meadow brown)
Lineage: Eukaryota; Metazoa; Arthropoda; Insecta; Lepidoptera; Nymphalidae
Exons: 1
Coding region: 1-867 (288 amino acids)
Source: RefSeq, a predicted model, not a curated record